Messenger RNA from Arachis ipaensis, 561 nucleotides. Lineage: Eukaryota; Viridiplantae; Streptophyta; Magnoliopsida; Fabales; Fabaceae. The record is from RefSeq and is a predicted model, not a curated record.
AUGAAGAAUGUAAAGGACAGCCAGUUCUCUAAAUUUUUGGAGAUUUUCAAGAAACUUCAGAUCAAUAUUUCCUUUGCAGAAGCACUAGAACAAAUGCCACUUUAUGCUAAGUUUCUGAAGGAAUUGAUGACCAAGAAAAGAAGUUGGAGGAAUGAUGAAACCGUGAUCUUAACUGAGAAAUGUAGUGCUAUCAUCCAACACAAGCUGCCUCAAAAAUUGAAGGACAUGGGAAGCUUCCGAAUUCCCUGCAUCAUAGGGGAAAUAACAGUUGAAAAAGCCUUAGGUGACUUGGGAGCUAGUAUAAAUUUAAUGUCCCUAACAAUGAUGAAGAGAAUAAAGAUUGAGGAAGCCAAACCAACAAGAAUGGCUCUCCAAUUGGCAGAUCGGUCAUUUAAAUUCCCUUAUGGAAUAGUGGAAGACUUGCUAGUGAAGGUAGGAGACUUCAUCUUUCCUGGUGACUUUGUGGUGUUGGAUAUGGAGGAGGAAGCUAAAGCCUCAAUAAUCUUGGGGAGGCCAUUUUUAGCCACUGCUGGAGCCAUCAUUGAUGUCCAAAAAGGGUGA